AGGUCUGUUGACAAAAUCAAGAUAUCCUCUGGGACCAGGCUAAAAGUAUUAUAGUUUAAUUCAAAACCCAUACAGAUCCAUUUGUAAAUAAAUGCUGCCAGAUGACAUUGUAAUGGACAGUGCGUACCUUUAAAUUGAUUUCCUUUUGAUGUGAUAAAAACAUCUUAUGAAAGAGAUGUUGAAACGUGGCUUUUGAUGUAAAGUAACAUAAUUGAGAUUUCAAAGUAGAAAACCUUUUGUUGAUAGUAGUUCAUUCGAUGCAGUGCGUGUACCAAACAUUAUUUGCUGUAGGUUAUAAAUCAGCUUUCAACCAGUUAUAAUUCAUAAAUUGUUACUUAUGACCGAUUUAUGGGAAAUCUCAUUAAUUGCAAUAGCAAAAAGACCUUGAAGUAAGCUAGAAGUAGAAAAUAAAACAGCCUGGGAAUUGAAAGAGAACAGGCAUAUGUACUCUGCAAUUCAUAGUAAUGUCAUGUUUGCAUGUUUUAUUGAUAGCACGCUCCUGAUCAUUCCAGUUAAACCUCACCACAACUUUGAAUAACAAAUAUUAUUGUAACUUCUACCUUAUAUGAGAAGAAACUGAGUGUCCCAUCAUUUUAUUUUAAUAUGCAUUAAAUAUUUAUUAUAUGUUGUUUAUUAUGAGACGGUAACGUUACAUAGACUUUGGGACAGCCCUAACAAAAGCCUAUAGCAUAUGUUUAUUAUUGCACUUCAUCGAAUUGCCUGUUUUUCACCUUUUUAAUUAUAAUUUGCUUAGGGAUAAGGUUUAUGUUCUUCUGCUUUAUAUGCCCAGACAUUUUACUAAGUCUGGCUAAAGGCAACGACGAAAACAGUAUUAAUAGUAACCACAAUGUCUAACGUGUAUUGAGUUCUUACAGUGUGAGAGGCAUUAUUCUAAACCCUGUAUCUACGUUAACUAAUUUUCUCCUCACAACAACACUAAGGGGAAUUUAACAUUAUCGCUUGCAUUUUGCAAGUGAGGAGAUUGAACCAUGGAGGGCACAAGUUAACUUCCCCAAAGCAACACAUAAUAAUUACUAAAUUAGUGCCUUUUUGAACUGGACUGUGGUCAGCUCCUUGCCCCCCUCCCCUUUUUUUUUCUUUCCAAGAGAUUCAUAGAAGAGUCACUGUUUAUUGAAAUGAGAGAUUUGGGAGAAGUCAUUACACAGUUGCCCAAUCCAUGGUACACCAGUGGAGUGGGGCAUAUACUGGGUAACUCAAGUUUCUUUGGAUGCCUCCUUGCCAUGGAAGAGAUGCAAAGAACUAUUUGAACUCCAGAAGGACCAACACCAGAUAAAUUAUGAAUGUUGAACAAGAUGACCUUACAUCCACAGCAGAUAAUGAUAGGUCCUAGGUUUAACAGGGCCCUAUUUGACCCCCUGCUUGUGGUGCUGCUGGCUCUUCAACUUCUCGUGGUGGCUGGUCUGGUGCGGGCUCAAACCUGCCCUUCUGUCUGCUCCUGCAGCAACCAGUUCAGCAAGGUGAUUUGUGUUCGGAAAAACCUACGAGAGGUUCCUGAUGGCAUUUCCACAAACACUCGGCUGCUGAACCUCCAUGAGAACCAAAUCCAGAUCAUCAAAGUGAACAGCUUCAAGCACUUGAGGCACCUGGAAAUCCUACAGUUGAGCAGGAAUCAUAUUAGAACAAUUGAAAUUGGGGCCUUCAAUGGCCUGGCGAACCUCAACACUCUGGAACUCUUUGACAAUCGUCUUACUACCAUCCCGAAUGGAGCUUUUGUAUAUUUGUCUAAACUGAAGGAACUCUGGUUGCGAAACAACCCCAUUGAAAGUAUCCCUUCUUAUGCUUUUAAUAGAAUCCCCUCUUUGCGACGGCUAGACUUAGGGGAAUUAAAAAGGCUUUCAUACAUCUCAGAAGGUGCCUUUGAAGGUCUCUCCAACUUGAGGUAUUUGAACCUUGCCAUGUGCAACCUCCGGGAAAUCCCUAACCUCACACCGCUCAUAAAGCUAGAUGAGCUGGAUCUUUCUGGGAAUCACUUGUCUGCCAUCAGGCCUGGCUCUUUCCAGGGGUUGAUGCACCUUCAAAAACUGUGGAUGAUACAGUCCCAGAUUCAAGUGAUUGAACGGAAUGCCUUUGACAACCUUCAGUCCCUAGUGGAGAUCAACCUGGCACACAACAAUCUAACAUUACUGCCUCAUGACCUCUUCACGCCCUUGCAUCACCUAGAACGGAUACACUUACAUCACAACCCUUGGAACUGCAACUGUGACAUACUGUGGCUCAGCUGGUGGAUAAAAGACAUGGCACCCUCCAACACCGCCUGUUGUGCCCGGUGUAACACUCCUCCCAAUCUGAAAGGGAGGUACAUUGGGGAGCUUGACCAGAAUUAUUUCACAUGCUAUGCCCCUGUAAUUGUGGAGCCCCCAGCAGACCUCAAUGUCACUGAAGGCAUGGCAGCUGAGCUGAAGUGUCGGGCCUCCACAUCCCUGACCUCCGUGUCCUGGAUUACUCCGAAUGGAACGGUCAUGACACACGGGGCUUACAAAGUGAGGAUAGCUGUGCUCAGUGAUGGCACGUUAAAUUUCACAAAUGUAACCGUGCAAGAUACAGGCAUGUACACAUGUAUGGUGAGUAAUUCUGUUGGAAAUACCACUGCUUCAGCCACCCUGAAUGUUACUGCAGCAACCACUACUCCUUUUACUUACUUUUCAACUGUCACAGUAGAGACUAUGGAACCUUCUCAGGAUGAGGCACGGACCACAGAAAACCACGUGGGGCCCACCCCAGUGACUGACUGGGAAACCACCAAUGUGACCACUUCUCUCAUGCCACAGAGCACAAGGUCAACGGAAAAAACAUUCACCAUCCCGGUGACUGAUAUAAACAGUGGGAUCCCAGGAAUUGAUGAGGUCAUGAAGACUACCAAAAUCAUCAUUGGCUGUUUUGUGGCCAUCACCCUCAUGGCUGCAGUGAUGCUGGUCAUUUUCUACAAGAUGAGGAAGCAGCACCAUAGGCAGAACCAUCACGCCCCCACAAGGACUGUUGAAAUCAUCAAUGUGGACGAUGAGAUCACAGGAGACACACCCAUGGAAAGCCACCUGCCCAUGCCUGCUAUCGAGCAUGAGCACCUAAAUCACUAUAACUCUUACAAAUCUCCCUUCAACCACACAACAACAGUUAACACAAUAAAUUCAAUACACAGUUCAGUGCAUGAACCGUUAUUGAUCCGAAUGAACUCUAAAGACAAUGUACAAGAGACUCAAAUCUAAAACAGUUACAGAAAACAAACAGAACAAAAGGACAGUUUAUUAAUAAUGACACAAAUGACUGGGCUAAAUCUACUGUUUCAAAAAAAAAAAGUGUCUUUACAAAAAAAAAACAAAAAAGAAAAGAAAUUUAUUUAUUAAAAAUUCUAUUGUGAUCUAAAGCAGACAAAAUUAUGUGUAUUCCUCAGAACCUGUUUUUGCUGCACUUAUUUACCGUUUUCCCACAUCCUGUCCCUGCCUUCCCCGACUGCCAUAUUUUUCAUAGGAGAUCUCAAAUCCCUACAGUAUACGGUCUAGGAAAUUUUGUAAGAAUUCUGUUACACUUUGAGAUUUUUAUGGUGAAUUCUAGUGGUGAGAUCCAGUCUAUUUUGUCUUUCUUUAUUUUUCCCCCUCUUUCAUUUUCCCCCUCACACCCUUAUGAAAUAGUCCAAUGGGGAAUGCAAUAUUAGAAAUAGAUUUUUAAGAGAGAAUGAGGAAUAUAAUGCAAGAUCUUAUAUUUUUCAUGUAAUGACCUGUUCUGUAUUUAGGAAGAGGACCAGUCAAUGGAAAAGGGGGGAAAAAGGGGAGGGGGGGAAGCAAACAACAGAUUAAUUUACAUAUGAGCAUCUAUAAAACCCAUGACCUUUUAAACAACUCUAGAACCAGAAUUUGUAGUUUCAAACGCUAAAAAUAAGAUUAUAAAUAAAAUAUUGUUGGUUUUUUCUGUA
Messenger RNA from Miniopterus natalensis, 3928 nucleotides. RefSeq names its product leucine rich repeat containing 4C (gene LRRC4C). Gene Ontology annotation, molecular function: cell-cell adhesion mediator activity. Gene Ontology annotation, biological process: modulation of chemical synaptic transmission; regulation of axonogenesis; synaptic membrane adhesion. The record is from RefSeq and is a predicted model, not a curated record. Gene Ontology annotation, cellular component: glutamatergic synapse; postsynaptic density membrane; plasma membrane. Lineage: Eukaryota; Metazoa; Chordata; Mammalia; Chiroptera; Miniopteridae.